AAACAGUUUCCAACUGCAAUUACUCGUUUAAACACACAGUAUCUGAAGUACAAGUUUUUGUAUUUUUUUCUCGUAUUUAAAAAAACACUUACAAAUAAACAGCCUAAACAUGAAAUUUUUCGUUUGUAUUGCUGCGCUUGUUUUUGUUGCCAACUGCCGUGCUGAUAAUAUUGAUAAGGAUGCUGAAAUCCGUAGUUUAACUAAUGAUGCUGCUGAUGCCGAAGGCAAUUACCAAUAUGCUUAUGAAACCAGCAAUGGCAUACAAUUCCAGGAAUCGGGCAAUCCAGAGGGUGUACGUGGUUCUUUGAAUUAUAUUUCUCCCGAAGGUGAACACAUUGCUUUAUCAUAUACUGCCGAUGAAGAGGGUUAUCAUCCAGUUGGUGAUCAUUUGCCUACACCACCUCCUGUUCCAGCAUACAUUUUGCGUGCUUUAGAAUAUAUACGAUCUCAUCCACCCACACAAGUUAAGGAACAUAAUUGAGCAGUUGAAAAUGUGAAUAAUAUAGAUUCUUGUUAAUUAGUCUUACCCACAAAACAAGGACGUGAUCCACACCCCCGUUAUUUGAAUAGAUUUAAUGGCUGUUGAUAUUAAUAGAUUUACAAUAAAAAUCAGUUGUUAUAGGUUAAGAAGUUGAACAUUUUUAAAAAAGAACAAAAAUAAAUAAAUAUUAAUCAAA
Molecule: messenger RNA, 677 nt
Organism: Lucilia sericata (common green bottle fly)
Lineage: Eukaryota; Metazoa; Arthropoda; Insecta; Diptera; Calliphoridae
Product: pupal cuticle protein Edg-78E-like
Exons: 2
Coding region: 110-481 (123 amino acids)
Cellular component (GO): chitin-based extracellular matrix
Molecular function (GO): structural constituent of chitin-based larval cuticle
Source: RefSeq, a predicted model, not a curated record